This is a messenger RNA of Trichoderma virens Gv29-8, 1005 nucleotides long. RefSeq lists its product as uncharacterized. Gene Ontology annotation, biological process: biotin biosynthetic process. The record is from RefSeq and is a predicted model, not a curated record. Gene Ontology annotation, molecular function: 2 iron, 2 sulfur cluster binding; biotin synthase activity. Gene Ontology annotation, cellular component: mitochondrion. Bases 1 to 1005 code for a protein of 334 amino acids. Lineage: Eukaryota; Fungi; Ascomycota; Sordariomycetes; Hypocreales; Hypocreaceae. The transcript is spliced from 2 exons.
AUGGCAGACGCGGUCGCCGCGACCAAGCCGCGCAACAACUGGACCAGGGAGGAGAUUGCCGCCAUUUACUACCAGCCUUUGCUGGAGCUGACUUACCAAUCGGGAUCGCUGCAUCGCCGCUUUCACGCCCCUGGCGAGGUCCAGCUAUGCACUCUGAUGAACAUCAAGACGGGCGGCUGCUCCGAGGACUGCUCCUACUGCGCCCAGUCGUCGCGCUACUCAAAGGACACGGGCCUCGCGGCCAAGAAGAUGGAAUCGGUCGAGUCCGUGCUGGAAGCGGCCCGCCAGGCCCGUGACAACGGCAGCACGCGCUUCUGCAUGGGAGCCGCAUGGCGUGACAUGCGCGGCCGCAAGUCAGGUCUGAAGAACGUCGUCGAGAUGGUCAAGGGCGUCAAGGCCCUCGGCAUGGAGGCAUGUGUCACGCUGGGCAUGAUUGAUGCCGAACAGGCUCGUCAGCUCAAGGACGCUGGACUGACGGCGUACAACCACAACGUCGACACCAGCCGUGAGUUCUACCCGUCCGUCAUCUCCACCCGGUCGUACGACGAGCGCCUGACCACGCUGGGACACGUCCGCGAUGCCGGCAUCAACGUCUGCUCUGGUGGUAUCCUCGGUCUGGGCGAGUCAUCCGAGGAUCGUGUUGGUCUGCUGCACACUGUGUCUACGCUUCCGAAACACCCCGAGAGUUUCCCCGUCAACGCCCUGGUGCCCAUCAAGGGAACACCUCUGGGCGACCGCGAGCCCAUCGCCUUCACAAGCAUGCUGCGCACCAUCGCUACAGCCCGUCUGCUGAUGCCUGCCACCAUCAUCCGCAUUGCCGCUGGCCGCAAGACCAUGUCGGAGGAGAAGCAGGCGCUGUGCUUCAUGGCUGGUGCCAAUGCCAUCUUCACUGGUGAGAAGAUGUUGACGACGGAGUGCAAUGGCUGGGACGAGGACAGCGCCAUGUUUGGCCGAUGGGGACUAGAGCCCAUGAAGAGCUUCGACAAGAAGCCAGUGGAGGCCUAA